This is a messenger RNA of Etheostoma cragini (Arkansas darter), 1844 nucleotides long. RefSeq names its product butyrophilin subfamily 2 member A2-like. The record is from RefSeq and is a predicted model, not a curated record. Bases 205 to 1383 code for a protein of 392 amino acids. The transcript has 8 exons. Lineage: Eukaryota; Metazoa; Chordata; Actinopteri; Perciformes; Percidae.
UGAGGGGCAGGCGGUCGGGAUUGGGGCGGGUUCUGAUUUUGGCAGGCCUGCCAGAUGAGGUCUACUGCGGGAUAAAGGGUUUCUUUUUCUCGGUGGAUUAUCAGUAAGGAGUUUUCUCUGGACUACCGGAUCGACCCUUCACCGGACCGGACCGGACCGGGGCGAGAAACUAGGACAUGUCGCCUUAAUGGUGGACUUCGGAAGAUGCUGUUUCUAGUCUGGGUCCUGGUCUUGUCUGGACUGACCCUGGGACAGGAACCAGGGCCCGGUGGUGUUAAAGUGGUCGUUAGAGAAGACAGCGACGUGGUGUUGUCCUGUUCUCUCAGCACCAAGGAGAGCAUUGUAACGGGGGUCUUUGACUGGAAGAAAGACGAAGGUCUGAAGGAGGUGUUCCUGUAUGACGCUGGCAUCCAUUACAACAACGGUCGUCCAGGUCAGAGUGAAGAGUUCAAAGGUCGAGUCUCUCAUUUCCCAGAUGAACUGAAACACGGCAACGCCUCCAUAAUCAUCAGAAAUACAACGAUAUCUGACAGUGGAAACUACAGCUGUGUUUUCCCCCGUCUUCAAACACCUCAAAGAUUCUACAUUAACCUUGUUGUUGCUGCAGCACCAAAGCCACGUGUCACAACAAUCAACGCCACCUCAGCCUGGGCCCUGCUGCAGUGUGACGUUCAUGGUGCUUCUCUAACAUCUGUAGUCCAGUGGAGGGACGGGGCUGGGACCAGACUACCUGCUGAGGAGACCAGGACCCCAGAAACCAGAGACCACUACCACAUCACCCUCAACACCACGGUGACCCAGACCGGCCGCUACCGCUGUGUAGUCACCCGGGAGGAAAUCAGCCAUCAGACUCAGGCUGAGAUCUUUGUUCAUAUCAGUGCUGCCAUUCCAGAACCGUACAUCAAGACCCUGAACGCCACCUCUGCCUGGGCAGAUCUGCAGUGUGAGGUCCGAGGGGCGACUCCAAGACCUAAACUAGAGUGGAGGGACGGGGCUGGAAACCCACUUCCUGCUGAGGAACCACAGACCUCAGAAAGAGGAGGCAGCUUCUACAUCACCCUCGUCACCACGGUGAACCAGACUGGCCGCUACCGCUGUGUAGCCACCCAGGAGGAAAUCAGCCAUCAGACUCAGGCUGAGAUCUUUGUUCAUAUCAACGGGAAAGUGUGUGAGGACUCAUCCAGUGAAGCACUCGGAUGGGUUGGUGGAUUAUCUUUGGUAGCUCUGGUUCUUGGUCUAGUUCUAGCUCUGCUUGUUGUUGCAAAGAUCAUCUCAGUACGCUGCAAUAAAGGUUCUCGUCAGCAGGGAAACGGUUUGGGUAAUUUGGAAAAGGAUUUACAUGAAGAGGGUUCAGAAAUGCUACAGCCAGAAAAUGUAUGCUGACUUUACAUGUACGAGUGUUGUAAAAGUGUUUGUGUGUUUAUUUAUCUUUGUGACAACCAGUUUGAAUUUUAGUCCUUAAGAGUUAAUAUAGGACAGUUUUGGAAAGUAAAGCAAAUUUAUUCCGACCUUAUUUUCAUAAAUACUCUGACCUGUUAGUGUUAAACAUUUAGAUGUUUAACCCAUGUUAGAUGUUUGAUGAUAAGGAAUGCAUUAUUUCAACCAGCGUCCUCACAAGAAUAGAAGUACAGUGUGUGUCCCUGUGUAAAUAAUGUUGAGUGUGAAUAUGCAUCAUGUUGCCUUAUGGGAGAUCUUUGUGAGACUUAUUAUGGUCUGUUGGUGGUUGGACCUACACAAAAUAAAUAUUAUAAUAAUAAUGUAUAAUUUACAAAAACAAGACAAAACAACAACAUAACAAUCUCCAGCUUCCUAAAGGACCAACAAGCCAACGCCACUCUGACAGA